AAGACUCGGUUGUUACUCGCUUCGUUUCGGAAGCAGCCGAACGUAAGGGCAGCAGGCAAUACGGCAGUACGUAGUUAGCCGGCUUGGCGAACGGUCACGAGACGGAGAGGCGUAUAGCUGCGGAUAUAGUAUAACGUUAGAGACGUGCGGCAUAGUAGUACUUAUAUAUUACUUGCAUCGAAACGAGCCAAUCGGCCGAGAGUAUCGGAGUUAAAACGACAAAGCUAAGGACGAGCGAUAAAACAGGACUACGACGAGCCUCCACGCUACUAAGGUCACUACCCUUCGAGUUGUGGCAAGGUCAGCCACAAGGAUCGCGCAGUGAACGCGGCGUCGGGAUACGCGCAUCUAACUACCCAACUAACUUACGUUGCUGCUGUUUGCUGCUACGCGCCUUUUUGCUCCACCUUUAGCACGGCUUUUGCACCCUCGUUCCUUUACUUCUUCUCUUAGUGAGACUGCUUAUUUUUAAUUUGGAAAACUUUAUAUCUUCUAUUUUGACAAGCUAUUUUAGUUUGUCGAAUACCUGAUUUUCGGAUAAUACGAGUAUAAGUUGUAUCCGUCGACGACGAGAGUCGUUUGCGUCUCUUUGCUUUGUUCGUUCAGUGCUCGUGGCGGGAUUUUUGAAAAUCUUGUCAACGAACACGGAACGUGGAACUCCAGUGACUCAGCUUGGUUGUUUCGUUGGUCGGAAGUAACGGGCAUGAUUGCCCUAAAGACCUGAAGAGGACACCGUGAGACUUCUUGAGAUUAUAAUAUAUUUCCUCCAAGAUGCGGGGGUGUCUCCGGGGGUGGCUGUCAUUGGCAGCCCUGAUAAUGUUCGCGAAUUCCAAGGGGACCUUCGCCCUGCCAGUUCCUGACGACGAGGUCGAUACGACCACGAGGCUGCUGGGAUCCAGUGUCGUCACUUCGGUUUCGGUUAUAACCGGAAACGACCGCGGAAGUGCAAAGGGACAUCAUUCCUCGGAUUUCGAAAAGACGAAGGCGAUUCCUGGAAAAUUUUCGGAAAUGCCGGCCUCGCCCGCUGUACUCCUGAGACCCGACAGGUUUCAGUUCUAUACGUUAAACAAAAACGGCGACGUCGUGACCAAGCAGAUGACCGAACAGGAAAUACAUAGUCUGAUCGCGGCCGGCGGUGGCCAACUUCCGGUGGAGAUGCACGAGCCCCAAAAAGUCGGCGACGAACCCAGUGGAGGAAUGAAGGUCGCAGACGUAGUUCAGAAUGUUCAGAACGUGCUGAAAAGUGAGUUGAGCAAGCCGAUGGCUGUGAUGACGUCGGUCCCAACGAUUCCAGGUCACGCCAACGCUGAAUGGAGUAGUAUCCUGCCAUCAAUUUUAGCUGGUGACGUCGACUCGGCGUCACUUGGCACUCCUGAGCUCGUUAUGAUACCUGAAAUGAAGCCUGAACCAGUUAAAAAUGUUUCUGAAACGACAGAACAGGAUACGCCUACGGAAUCCAUGCAGCAACUGGUACCGAUAACAACUAAGGAGCCUGUACAGGCGCCUGAAAUAUCUGAGACAAAGCCUGAACAAGUCCCUAGUGCUUCGAACGAUGAUACUCCCACGAAGGAAGCUAGUCACGAACCUGGAACUGUCGUUCCUGUAACGACAGAGGUAUCGCAGAAUCCGCCUGAAGCGGCUGGAACGCCCCUGAAACAAGAUACAAAGCCUGAAACGAUAUCAACGACAGAAACAAUUAUUCCGUCGAAGCAAGAUCAGGAAACUGUUACGAAUUUGCUCGGUACCCCUGAACCUGUGAAGCUUCAAGAUGAGCCUGAGACAAAUAAGUCGGUUUUGGCUGUUUCUGAAACAUCGAUGACUACGGAAAAGCCAAUGAUUCAGGUACCUGUUAUAACGAUGGAUAUAAAACCGCAAACGCCGGAAACUGACAUGGGAGAAAUGCCCGUGUUUCAGAUGCUGAAUACAAUAUCAGCUGACACCAAGAACCAGUCCCUGGACAUUGUUCAGGAAGAUGAUACAAAAACAGUGACGGAAUUACCAGGGAUGGUUCAGCAGGUUGUCGAUACGGAGAAAAAUACUGCGACAUUAAAACCUGAAAUUCCAGAAGCUUCAGGGACGGCUGAAGGAUCAGAAGACAUUUUGCAGGUUACCGAAGUAAUGCAUGCGGUUCCGUUGAUUCCGGUAGAGAAUUCAGAAAUUCUUAAAGAACAACCAUCUGUUCCUAACACAGCGAGCCCUGAAGUUCUAGGAGGUGCUUCAGUGUCUACCACUAUUCCUGAAAUUGUAGAUGAUCAGCAGAAAAUAGUUUCAACAUCCUGGACUGAGCCGGAAACUGUACCUCUUGAAAUUACGAGUUCUCCGAAUGAAAUUGAUAUGCCUCAUACGGUUAGUGUUAUUUCUGAAACACAGUCGACCUCGAUUAAGGUAGAAGGACUUCAGGAAAAUCCUGCAGCUGAUUUGAAACCAGGAGAGAAGCCUGAAAUUGAAUCAAGUGAUACAAUUCAAAUUGACAUUAAGGAAAAACCUGAGGUUCCCGUUGUUCAAAAUUAUUCCGAAGGAUCCGUGUUUACGGAAACGAAGAAUUUGACUGUCAGUUCUAAUGUCGAAGAUGAGAUGGAAAAAGUAACGCCCACCAAAGAAACAAAUGUAACAGCAGAAUCGGUAAAUCCACAGACAGAGAUUUCAACUCCCACAGAAGACGAAAAGCCUGAAACAUCUACAUUACCAGGCUUGUUUGUACAGGGCGUUUCUCUGAUUGAAAAUCUAUUACCAGAAUCCGUGAGCUCCAUCGUAACUGAACUUAUAUCAAAUAAACAGCCUGAAGCAACCAGCACCCAAGAACAAAAGCCUUCUCAAACAUCAGCACACACAUCUGAAAUACCAACUGUAUCAGAUACUGGGCUUUCAUCUUCGGAAGUUGCAGCGGAUACAAUGAAUUCAUCGAUUUCGGUCAAAAAUCCUGAACCGACCGACAUUUCGACCCCACAAGUGGCUCCAGUUACAGUACCGGAAACAAGUACCAAACAAGAGGAAGUUUUGGAGAAAGUACAAGAUACGCAGUUUGAAGCUGAAAUAAGGAAACCUGAAGUACAGCCUGAAACAAAGCCUAAUGUAGAGAAAGUUAUUAGUACUUUGACAAAUCCUGAACAAAGCGGUACUUCAGAAAUGAAUACUGGUGUUGUAGAUCAAGUGCCUGGUAGUAGCAGUCAAGAAACGAAACCUGAAGCAUCUACUGCAGAUAAUAAGAAUUCAAACGGUAGCGCUGAUUCUAGCGAUCUGAAGUUAUCUACAACUGCUACGUUCAUGGAUGCUGAGAAACCCGUGGAUUCUUUAUCUACAGAAUUGGCUGACUCAUUAUCGAGUAUGAUGUCCCAAAUUUCGGAUGCUGCACCUUCAGUGAUGACCCUUUCAGAAAGUACAUCCACGGAACCAGCUGAAGUGGUGCAGUCUGAACCCGCUGUAACUGUUGUCGAGCACGGAAAAGUUCCAGCUAUUAAGCCUGAUCAGGAAACUAAAUUCUCUGAAGAGACGGAACAAACAGAAAUUCCUGAAAGUUCAGUAAUGACGCCUAAUGUUUCAUCAGUGCAAUUGGAUACCCCUGCAGCUGUAAAUGCUUCAGACAUUAAGUCUGAAAUCACAGCAACUAACGAAGUAAGUGCUCCAGCGUCUACGGAAAAAGUUGAAGAACUAAUAAAGACAGAAAAACCUGAAAUACCAAUAAACAGAAUCGAUUUGCCUGAUAAAAAUUUAUACGAAUCUACAAUAUCAGAAGCUAUAAAUGAUGCUCCAGUUGUGGAUAAUAAGCCUGAACCUUCUGAAACAGAGACUAAAGUUGCUAUGGCUGAAGUUGUAACGGAUCCUGCAAGGACGGAGACUCCUAAAAUACCUGAAACACAAUCAAAUGUAGAGCCAAGUACGAAAGAUUCAACACAGAAGACAGAAAUUAGCAGCGAAGCACCGGAAAUUACUGAAUCGAUGACGCCUGAGAUUGCGCCUGGAAAUGUUUCUGAAAAUAUAAUGAUUGAAAUGCCUGUACUCCAAAAAGAACAGACAACUGGUUCACCUGACGAGAACACUGAAAAAGUCAUUGAUAAUACGCCCUCGAAACAGGAUACCGCAUUAAUCGAAGAUAGUCAAUCGUCUGUGACUGGCACUGAAACACCAAUAACGCGAAUCGAUAUAACAGAUGCAAAGCCUGAAAUAUCUUCUAUCGUUCUAACAACACCUGAAGAUGCUGAAAAAAGUACUGAGUCUCCAGUCGUGAGAAUUCAGCUUACAGAUGCUGUUUCGGUUAUAAAUCAGAUGCUAGAAACUGUACCUACCCAGACCAGCACAUCAUCAUUAGAGUUGCUUACUUUACCUGAAAAUUCAAAAGUCUCAGCUGGCAGUAUUGCUAGUGGCCUUAUUGCUGGAUUUCCGGCGGGUACCACUGAGGUUGUUUCUGCAGCUCCGGAAAUGGUGUCAGCUUCCCUGAUUAGUGGGAUAUCGGAAAAUUCUGAAGAAACCCCAUCCAAGGAUAUGUCGGUGAAACUUGAAAUAUCUAAGCCUGAAACUGAAGAGAACGUUAAAAUUUCGAUGCAUCCGAUUUCCACUGAAAAUAUUGGAACUGAAACAAAUUCUGAGAGUGGGCCUGAAAAGACAGUUUCCACUACGGAGAAGAUUCAGGACAAUACUGAACAAAUCUUGGAUAGUCACUUGAACACUGUAGAAGUAGAAAAUGAAUCUUUGGAAGUUAAGGAAAAGGAUCAACCGCAAAAUCCUACAGAAAGGAUGCCAGUUGAAUCAGCAACGGAAGUGCCAUUUGUUAGGAUAGAUCUACCUGUUUCAGGCGAAAAGAUUUCUAUGGUUGCUGACAGCGAAGCAGAUGUGAAGACGCCUGCUAAUACUGAAACAUCGAAGCCUGCCAUUUCUACUGACAAGCUUGUUCCAGCAGUGACGACUGAGUUUUUGAUGACUGAAACAGGAACUGAAUCUCAAAAUGAUAGUAAUACUGAAUCUGCAACUAUUUCUGAAAUUCCCUUAACUACUAUAAGUGAUGCAAAAGGUAAGCCAAGUUUUAUUAAAUUGGAAAGUCAAGACACAAAGUCUGAAACUUCAGAAACUCUUGUUGAAAAUGUCUCAGAAACUACUUCUUCCAUGCCUGAAAAAAUACUUGAGGAAACUCUUAUAACAGUGCAGAAUGAUACUGUUAAAUCUCCAGAAUCCAGCACCAAUACAUCAAGUUCAGCUUCAGUUGCUGAAUCUACGACUGCGACUCAGGAUUCAGCUACGAUUAAAUACGAGGAUUCGUCAACUACCAAUUCGGAAGAAUCGGAGAAAACGAUAAAGCCUGAGACACCCAUAGUGAGAAUAGAUAUAAGUCCUGAAACGAGUCACAUUGAAAUUCCACAAAAAAUCCAACUGACUGACUUACCAAUCGUAAGUACUUUUGUUGAAACGAAAAAACCUGAUCAAGUUCCCGAAACAACCGAACAACUGAAAUUAACGGAAUCAAUGGAAAGCCCACUUACGACUGUGAUUCCUGUAAAAAGUCCCUCGGAAAGUUCUACGAAUGUUGUAGCUGAAGAAAAACCUGUAGAAAACGAAAAAUUAUCAUCAGGCUUAGACGCCCUGAAAUCUCAAACAAAUUCUAAUGGUGCGACUGAAAUAUCAUCUAAAACAAGUACAGCUGGAAUAAACGAAAAUGACACAACCCAAAAGUCUGAUAUAAAAAGUGACGUCAUUUCCGAAGAUAAACAAGAAAUGAUAAGAAUCGAACAAAUUACACAACCGGAAAAGACUAAGUUGGAAGCCGAUACUCUGAAUAAUUCCGAAUCUCCAACCACUUCAACGGUUCCAGUAACUCUGACCGAAUUGUUACAGCCACCAAAACCAAUUGCGUCACUUAGUCAAGCUGAUACUCAAUCGUCAAAUAAGAGUGAUAACAAAAAAACAGAAUUUGUGGAGAUCGUGCCACAGAAAACUCAAGAAAUUAGAAUUCAAGUGAAUGACACUGCCGUUUUGGUAACCAAACAUCCAAUUUCAGAUGAAACACCACAAAAACUAGCUGAAACUAUAAAUCAAAAACCACCAACAGUACAGGAAGGUCUAAAGAAGACACCUGAACCUGAAGUCGUAUUUACCACAAAGCCUGAAACAGUCUACAACAAGGUCGAGACCAUACCUGAAACCUCUGUGAACGUUGCACAAACUGAUAAGACUGCCUUAAAACCUGAAGAAAAUGAUAGGAACGUGUCACAGAUUAUGGAUUCUUACAUGAAAUUAGGGGAGAAAGAGGAAAGCAAGCCUUCUGAGGUUAAAAAUCCUGAAACAGGAGAUAAUGUUGUACCAGAUGUUUCAGGAGCAUCUAAACUGAAGUUGAAUGAGGAAAAAACAGACAAACCCGUAAUCAACAAUAAGGAUGAAACGAAGACCAACGUCGAGGCAUCGCUCGUUUCAAAGGACGAGGGUCAUUAUGAAAAGUUAGGAGAAAAGAAAAAACCAGUUGUUACCGCCGUAAAUAGCAAACCAAUUGUAACAGAUCUUAAAAAAGAACCAACAAAAGAAGCCGCAAUCAGUGCCUCAAUGACAGAUGAGCCUCAAGUAUCGAUGAACAAAGAGGAGUAUCCUUACUCAAAAUUGGGCGAAACGAUUAAAACAACGAAGCCCUUGCAAUCGUCACAGAAUAUCCAAGCUGGGACACCAGCUUUGCCAACGGAACAGAAAAGACCCAGUUUUACGACGCCAUCUAACAUAAAGAAUUCCAAUAGCCCAAUAAAAGGUGAAGACAAGCAGAAGCCCAGUUUGAGUAUCAAAAAAGCAGAUCACGAAGGGGUUUCAAGUUCAGAAGAAAAAUGGACGCUAAUUCCUCAACAGGUACCAGGUUCGAGUGUGAAGACUACAAAUGCACCGUUGAAGAAACCAAUGAAAACAUCCGAAACUGGAACUACCGGCUCCACUUCCGAAAAUAAUGUUGAACCUGCCGAUACGAUAGCAUUAGAGGCAUCACAGAGUGCAUCAGGGCUGGAGAGCAGCGUGAAAAAUCUUGAUCAUGACAUGCAGUACUUCGCACGCCUCUGCAACGAAUUGGCAUUUAGUUUUUGGACCGCUACCAAUAAGGGCUUGAGUACAGCUAGGUCAUUGGCUCUUUCGCCAUUUGGCAUGACCAGUAUACUCGCCAUGGUUUUCUUAGGGGCCCGUGGUCCCACUUCCAAUCAGAUGAAUGAUGUUCUCAAGCUGGAUGAUGUAGCCACAUUCAAUCCGCAUCUGGUUUUCCAAAAUGUGACUGAUACCGUGAGCUUAGCUAGAAAUCAAGGAAUCGCUAACGCUGCUUUCGUCAGGGUCCUUUUUGCUGACCGGAACAAAGUAGGUAGGCUUAUGCCCUUCUACAAGGAACAGGCCCAACAGUUCUACGAGGGCUUUGUAGCCGAAGUUAAUUUUGCCACCAUCAGUGAUCUCGUGCGCAGGCGCACUAACUUCUUAAUUAGAAAGCAAACUGGAGGCAGAAUUAAAGAUUUUGUGAAGGGCAAUACGGUCCCCUUGAGGUCACCACUUGCGGCACUUUCUGCCAACGUCUUUCAAACGGAUUGUAACUCAAGUGGCGCCACCUCUGAGGGUCGUGACGGUGAAUUGUACUUCGCCGUUUCACCGGCUAUUCGACAAAGGAAGUUAGUUCCAGUUCCUGCCACUACGUGGCGAUCUGGCGUUCUUGCUGGAUACGAACCUGGACUCGACGCCACUGCCAUCGCUAUGGGUGGCGUUGAUAAAUUAGUUUCUACUAUUUUUGUUAUUCCUGGACAACAAGGACAUGCAGCUCCAGGCGAUAGUCUAGACAGACUUGAACAAAGACUUGUCGAAGGAGCUUUCACUCAAGGUGCUUGGGAAAAAUUACUUAAGGUUCUGGUGCCCAGACCUGGACUCGAAUUGCAGGUUCCCAAAUUUAGUCAUCGUUCGGUUGUUAAUGCAACUGCAGCACUUAAAAGAAUGGGACUUGAGGAAUUGUUCUCGAAUCAUGCUGACCUCAAAGGCAUCAACAGCGCUAGACACAAUUUUCAUCUGGCAGAUAUGUUACAAAUUAAUCUGUUCAGCACUUGUGGAGAAGAGAAUAUAAUAACCGGGCGACAUCAUGUCGAGGUCUAUCCAGCCAGUCCUUUACGGAAUGUACGAGGUCGUCUGGAUUUGAGUGAAGAAGUAGACAAUUAUGAAAAUAUAGAUGCCAGCACGCCACCACAAGAUUUUGAAGAACCCGAGGAAUCGCACAGGACCGCAAGGCAAGCAAAUGCAUCGGACAAACCAAGACUCAAACUGGAUCGACCAUUUUUGUAUUUCGUCAGACACAAUCCAACUGGUUUGAUACUGCACAUGGGUCGUUUUAAUCCAAGGCUGUUGCCUUAGAUUUUUUAAAAUAAUUACCAAACAGAUAUUCAUUGGUUAUUUAUUAUAUUUUUGGCGAACUUGAUAACAUCUCGAAAUUCGGGACGUUUCAAAACUUUUAAUAUUUCGAGAUUUUAUUUUCAAAAAGUUUCGUGGUGCUAUAUUUAUUAGCGAAAAAUUCGAAAUAUUGCCAAGUUCUGUUUUGCUUCUAUUAUUUAAACGAUAUUUAUAAAUAAUUGACAAUUGAACGCACACAUGAUUCACCCAUAUAUAUAUAUAUGUAUAUAUAUAUAUAGGGUGCUCUAAAAGCAUGGGUAAAAUAUUAAAAAUGUUUUUCCCACUUUCUUGUGAAUCCUCGUUAAAGUCGAAGCGAUCUCCCGAAGAUGCUUAAUCGAACGACUAGGAUUAAAAAGUCUAACUUAAUUACAGUAUAACUAGUGAAGUGUGUAUUAGAAAAAAAAAAGAAAGAUAGGAACGAAGAAAGAGGAGUAGCGGAUUACUGUAAAUGUAAAACACUCCAAAAUGGGGGUUGGUUAUGGUUCUAGUAUAACUUUAUUUAUUCACUGGCACGCGGUUCGGCCAAAGCGAUCGAGCGAAAGUAAAUUGCCGAGAUCUUUCGGAGAAUUUACCUUAUUUUCAAAAACCUCCAGGUUUUUCGACUCCGAUGCCAUUAGCGUACCGAAAAAAAGAUCAAAAGACAAAAUCUUGAUCAUCGUCCAAAACGCCGUUAACUUUCGAAAUCUUAGAUUUGCAUGAUUUACAAAAAAAAAAAAGUAUAGCUAGCAAGUCAAUCAAAUGCGUCAUCCAUAUAAAUGCCAAAUCAAUUAUAGUUCAAUAUGCAAAAUCAGUAAUUAAGUUAAAGGCAGAAAAUAAUUUUUGAAAUUAUAUUAAUACACAAUCUACCUACAGUAACGGCACGUCAAUUCCUUUUUUUUCAUUGUGCCUAAAAAAUUAACAAUUCAAAAUAAAUAUUUGCAAAACAAGUUGCCAUAACAUAUAUUUACGCGCGAAUGAAAGUAUUUCGAAAGUUGCGCAUCAGUUUGGUAUUUAUUAUAAUUUCGGUUUGGACCCUGAUUGACAUUCGUAUUUACCCUAUGACUAACUUUUAACAGUUCCCCACUUCCCCGAUUUAUCGAUAAAAAAAAAAAGAGAACGUUUAACCGUCAAGUAUUAACAGUAUCUUUAACGUCAUAUUUCAUGUAUACAGUCGUUCUACGAGUAAAAGAUCCUGCUCCAGGUGUCUCUUUUACCUUGAACGUCAUAGGAGGAUGGCCCCUUCCAAAAGUUACUUUACUCGUGGGCCGACUAUAAUUAUUGUUCAGCGUGUGCUUGUCCUUUCGUCGUUGUGUGUAUGACAAGAAGUUGUAUGAACACGCAGUUUUGACUGCGUUACGUGUGAGAGUUUGUACAUAUGUGAGUGAAGAAAAGAGGGGAGGAAUUAUUCUAUGCAUCUCUGCCUACCGAGUGCAAUGUCUUAUCUUCAUUAUUUUAAGUAAUAAUAAAAUUUUUGAUUCAGAAGAAAUUUCAUCAGUUGAAAAGAAAAUUAAUUUAUCGGCCGUCGGUAAGGAAGUUUUCUUAGCUGCCGACCGAACACGUAAAAUGCCUGCCUAGCUACGUACAGGACUUGGAUUGAAUUCAAUAUCGAUUACCUUUCCACCGUACGAAAUUCAACACAAGAUUAACCAAUCACGUGCAACAUUUGAGAAGAAUGCAAGAACGCGAUUGGUCGAUCCUAAAAUUAAUCGUGAAGGACGAAAACGUUGUCAUCGACACUAUUAAUUUUCAGCUCUUUCUCAAUAAUAGUUUAGUAGUUACGGUGCUAUUUUAUUUUUUUCAACAAUUUGAAACUUUUUUUCAUUAUGUCCGAACGAAGAAUCUUUCAGGCGACUCCCGAGGUACGAGACUAAUAAAUAAACAGGUAUUAGAAUUCUGCAAUAUGUUAUGUACUAUGAAAUGACUAUUCGAAAAUAAAAGUAAAAUAUAUAU
This is a messenger RNA of Cephus cinctus (wheat stem sawfly), 10299 nucleotides long. Its product is annotated as mucin-17. Gene Ontology annotation, molecular function: serine-type endopeptidase inhibitor activity. The transcript is spliced from 5 exons. The record is from RefSeq and is a predicted model, not a curated record. Lineage: Eukaryota; Metazoa; Arthropoda; Insecta; Hymenoptera; Cephidae. The coding region runs from base 772 to 8334 and encodes 2520 amino acids.